Annulohypoxylon truncatum is the source of this 3432-nucleotide messenger RNA. Its product is annotated as RNB-domain-containing protein. Gene Ontology annotation, molecular function: RNA binding; endonuclease activity; 3'-5'-RNA exonuclease activity. NCBI's taxonomy places the organism in Eukaryota, Fungi, Ascomycota, Sordariomycetes, Xylariales, Hypoxylaceae. The record is from RefSeq and is a predicted model, not a curated record. Bases 74 to 3019 code for a protein of 981 amino acids. Gene Ontology annotation, cellular component: cytoplasmic exosome (RNase complex); nuclear exosome (RNase complex). The transcript has 2 exons. Gene Ontology annotation, biological process: rRNA catabolic process.
CAUACCGUCAUCUACCUUUAAACGACUCAACGCCAAAUGAACGCAACGAAACCAAGAAGAGUCAAAUACCAAGAUGACAAGUCUUAAGAGGCCUCAGGGCGGUGACCCGAACUCUCCAAACCUAUCGAGCAAGAUUUACGUGAGGUCUACCAAGAGCGGCAAGGUCCAGAAGAUUGUACGAGAGGUCUAUCUUCGACAAGAUAUUCCCUGCUCCUCUAAGCUAUGUUCGAGAUGUAUGGAAAGUGCUCCGAGGAGCUCUAGCGGAGAGUUAAGCCCCUUCGUCCUUUCGGACAAACCUGCAGGCACCAAGACCUAUCCACAGGGACAUUAUCUCGUCCCGGAUACGAAUGCUCUGCUAAAUGCUAUGGAUCUGUUUGAGCAAAGCUCUGCAUUCUAUGAUGUCGUUAUUUUACAGACCGUCUUGGAAGAGCUACGCAACAGGUCCUUGCCAUUGUAUAACCGCCUGAUCGGGUUAACAAAAAGCCAAGACAAACGCUUUUAUGUAUUCUUUAACGAAUUCCGACUCGAGACCUACGUUACUCGGGAAGAAGGCGAGAUUAUUAACGACAGAAAUGAUAGGGCAGUCCGACGAGCCGUCAAGUGGUACAACGAACACUUAACAGGCAAACGGAUGCCAGUUACUAUUAUGCUCACGGAUGACAGACUUAAUAUACAGAAGGCGAAGAGUGAGAAUGUUCCCGCUAUGACGUUGCGCGACUACGUCUCCGGGCUCGAGGAUGCAGAUCGACUUCUUGACAUGAUUCCAGAGUCUAAGGAACGAGGAAUCUCCAGAGACAAGAACGCAUCCGAAUUCUUAUACCCAGAGCACUAUACUCUGUCCAAAAUGAUGACUGGUGUCAAGGGCGGUAUAUUGCACCAGGGAAUUUUCAAUGUAUCACCAUACAAUUACCUAGAAGCCUCGAUCAAAGUUCCCGCAUUUCCGAAGGCCCUUCUCGUGCUUGGACGAGAAAACAUCAACCGCGCAGUAGACGGAGACGUUGUGGUUGUAGAAGUUCUCCCUCAGGACCAAUGGAAGGCUCCCUCGACGAAGAUCAUCGAGGAAGAAGCCAUUACGAAGAAUGAGAACGCCGAUAACGAAGACGGAGGCGAUAUUGUCACAGAACAGGAGAGACGAGCUCUGCAAGAGCAAGUAAAGAAGACACAAGGUCUAAGCACGGAAGGUCGGCCACAACCUACCGCGAGAGUAGUCGGUGUUAUCAAACGGAACUGGCGCCAAUACGUUGGUCAUAUCGAUCCUUCAUCCGCUAGCGACGCCGGAAAGCAAGGCAGAAAGCAAGAAUCAGUCUUCCUCAUCCCAAUGGAUAAGAAGGUACCAAAGAUUCGCAUACGCACAAGACAGGCUGGUGAACUAGUGGGAAAGCGAAUAUUGGUUACGAUCGACGCCUGGGAUCGCGAAUCUAGGCAUCCUAUCGGUCACUUCGUUAGAUCUCUAGGUGAACUCGAAACCAAGGCUGCAGAAACUGAGGCACUAUUGCUUGAGUACGACGUUCAGUACCGGCCUUUCCCGAAGACUGUAUUGGAUUGUCUGCCUGCCGAAGGUCAUGAUUGGAGAGUACCUACUAGCACAGAUCAUCCUGGCUGGAAAGAUAGAGAAGAUCUUCGUGGUCUCCUAAUCUGCAGUAUCGAUCCUCCCGGCUGCCAAGACAUCGAUGAUGCACUACACGCAAGGCCACUGCCGAAUGGAAACUUUGAAGUUGGUGUGCAUAUUGCUGAUGUUUCACAUUUCGUGAAACCAGGCAACGCCAUGGACAUGGAAGCGAGUAUCCGAGGAACAACUGUUUAUCUGGUGGAUAAACGUAUUGAUAUGCUUCCGAUGUUACUUGGAACCGACCUUUGCUCUCUGAAGCCAUACGUAGAACGUUACGCCUUCUCAGUCAUCUGGGAGGUCAACCAAUCAGCCGAUAUCGUCAAUGUGAGGUUCACCAAGUCAGUCAUCAAGUCCCGAGAAGCAUUCAGUUACGAACAGGCACAAUUACGUAUCGACGAUGCCUCUCAGCAGGAUGACUUGACGCAGGGCAUGAGGACUCUAUUGAUGCUUUCGAAGAAGCUAAAGCAGAAACGAAUGGAUGCCGGAGCUCUCAGCCUUUCCUCGCCCGAAGUCAAGGUUGAGAUGGAAUCAGAAACCUCGGAUCCAAUCGACGUCAAGACCAAGGCCCUUCUAGACACCAACUCCCUCGUAGAAGAAUUCAUGUUGCUCGCCAACAUCAGCGUCGCAAGCAAGAUAUACGAAGCCUUCCCACAAACCGCCAUCCUCCGACGCCACGGCGCACCCCCCAAGACCAACUUCGACGAGCUGGCCAACCAGCUCAAGGUUAAGCGCGGCAUAGAGCUACGCUUCGACAGUUCGAAGGCGCUCGCCGAUUCUCUUGACCAGUGCGUGGAUCCGGAAAACCCGUUCUUCAACACGCUCGUGCGCAUCAUGGCCACGCGGUGCAUGAUGAGCGCCGAGUACUUCUGCGCCGGCACCCAGGCCUAUCCCGAGUUCCGACACUACGGCUUGGCCUCCGAGAUCUACACGCACUUCACGAGCCCGAUCCGCCGGUACGCGGACCUCGUGGCGCACCGCCAGCUCGCGGCGGCGAUCGACUACGAGCCGAUGCACGCGUCUACGCGCAGCCGCGGCAGGCUCGAGGCGGUGUGCAAGAACAUCAACGUGCGGCACCGCAACGCGCAGCUGGCCGGGCGCGCGAGCGUGGCGUACUACGUGGGGCAGUCGCUCCGCGGCCGCGUCGCGGAGGAGGAAGGGUUCGUGAUGAAGAUCUUCAGCAACGGGUUCGUCGUGCUGGUGCCGCGCUUCGGCAUCGAGGGCCUGAUCCGCCUGCGCGACCUCGCGGACCCGGAGCCCGAGAGCGUGUUUGAUGCUGAGGGGUACGUGCUGCGGACUAGUGGCAGUAGGGAGGUGUGCGUGGAGCUUUUUCAGAAGGUGAAGGUGAGGAUUCGCGAUGUUAAGGAUGAGGGGACGGGGAAGAGGGGGGCUAAGAUGGAGUUGAUUGAUUAGGGGUUGGUUGGGAAAGGGGUAACUGAGGUGAGGUGGUUGAUGAAGGCAUAUUGAGUUCAGGGUCUUCUAAUUAUCUAGGUACCUAUACCUAUGGUUCUGCUAGGUCUGGUUGAUAGAUGAAUACCACGAUAAUUCAGCCGCUGAUGAGUUCUGUGUUCUUUCUUCUAUUAGUAGGUGCUUUUGGUUUCCCCCGGCCCAACGUAUGUGGUCGGAAUGAAUGUUCGUACGUGAAUGUGGUUGCUACAAGCAUAGAUGGAGUAUCGAGUAUCUUGAUAGGUACUCUGAGGACUAUCUACGCGAAGAUGAAGGGACUGCUUUGACCUGAAGACAAUCCAUUUCUGAUAAACACCUACUUAUAUUCAGUGCAUAUUGAUAUAGGAUUAGGACAGGCUUGUCUAACUUGCUAGAUAAAC